Molecule: messenger RNA, 1735 nt
Organism: Amaranthus tricolor (Joseph's coat)
Lineage: Eukaryota; Viridiplantae; Streptophyta; Magnoliopsida; Caryophyllales; Amaranthaceae
Product: uridine nucleosidase 1
Exons: 9
Coding region: 194-1222 (342 amino acids)
Biological process (GO): purine nucleoside catabolic process
Cellular component (GO): cytosol
Molecular function (GO): purine nucleosidase activity
Source: RefSeq, a predicted model, not a curated record
AAUUUAUUGAAAAAAAAAACAAGUGGUGGGAUCAGCUAGGUGACGUUUAGAGGAGAAGAUCCAAUUUCACUUUGGGAUUUCCCUUCUUCUUUCUCCUUUUUUGUGUUCUAUUGACUGACACUUUUCUUAUAAAUCCCAAAAGUUUUUCUUUUUUCCUGCAUUCAUCUAAAGUUUUUAACUUGAAUUUCUCUUUAUGGGCACAAUUUUGGAAACUGAUUCUCACGUUGGAGAAAGCAUCUCCAAUGGCAUAAUUUAUGAUUCUUCUAAUAAGCCUGAAAAGCUUAUUAUUGAUACUGAUCCUGGCAUUGAUGAUAGCAUGGCAAUCCUAAUGGCCUUUCAAACUCGAGAAGUAGAAAUCAUCGGGUUGACAACGAUAUUUGGAAAUGUCAUGACUGAAAAUGCAAGUAGGAAUGCUUUGCUCCUGUGUGAGAUUGCUGAACGUCCUGAUAUUCCGGUCGCAGAGGGAAGCCCUGGGCCUUUGAAGGGUGGCAUACCACGUGUUGCUGACUUUGUUCAUGGUUCUGAUGGAUUGGGCAACAUACAUCUAUCACCUCCCAACGCGAAAAAAAUUGAGAAAAAUGCUGCAGAAUUUUUGGUGGAUAAGGUUUCUGAAUACCCUGGUGAAAUAUCGAUACUUGCGUUGGGGCCAUUGACAAACUUAGCCCUGGCAAUCAAGAAGGAUUCAACCUUCGCAAGCAAAGUGAAAAGAAUUGUGGUUCUCGGGGGCGCAUUCUUUUGUGUUGGAAAUGUUAAUCCUGCCGCUGAAGCAAAUAUCUACGGAGACCCUGAGGCGGCUGACGUAGUUUUUACUUCAGGGGCAAAUAUAACAGUUGUUGGCAUUAACAUCACAACCCAAGUCAAAUUUACAGACUCUGAACUUCUUGAGCUAAGGGAAUCAAAAGGAAGACAUACACAAGUACUCACUGAUAUGUGCAAAUUUUACCGUGAUUGGCAUGUGAAGUCCGAUGGUGUACAUGGUGUAUUCCUUCAUGAUCCGGUUAGCUUUGUAGCACUUGUGAGGCCAGAUCUUUUCACGUACAAGAAAGGGGUCGUGAGAGUUGAGACGCAGGGCAUCUGUGUGGGACAUACAUUGAUGGAUCAAGGGCUUAAAAAGUGGAAUUCGGAAAAUCCAUGGACAGGAUAUUCUCCGAUUUCUGUAGCGUGGACAGUUGACGUCGAAGAAGUUAAAAUGUACAUAAAGAACCAACUAAUGCAGAUUUGAAGAUUGAAUGAAUGUGUUGUUAAUAUUGUAAAUCUCUAUGUUCACCCACAUAAUCUGGGCUGAUUAAUUUGCUUCAGCUUUUAUGCUAGCAAUGCAUUUGUUUAUUCAAACACUCUCUUCUUUGUUAAUCCCUUCAAUGCAAUCUUAUUAACUUGUUCUCGUUGAUCGUUGUUGUUAUCAAGUUAUUCCUAUAUUGGGUUGUGAAUGAGUUGAUGUACUCGUGCGCAGCUCGAGAAUAAGCUCGGUUAAACUCGUUUAUCAUCGAUAGACAUUUAAGCAAAAUUUCAAGCCUUGUUUGGUUAAACUAAAAAGCCUAACUUGAACACUUUGAUGUUCGAUUGGUUUAUUCUCGUGAACGUUUUUGUUUGUAUUUCUUUAUGAACUUGAUCUGGAUAAUAUGUUUAAAGAUGAUAAGGUCUCUUUCACAACAUAUUAAAUCAGUUAAAGUAUAUUUUAAACUUUGUUAUUUUAGCGAAUAUGAAUAUUGCAGUAAUGAUUAUGGGUUACGGUCUU